UAGUCAGAACCUUCUUCCAGCCAGGUUCCCCCACACACUGCGGCGGCGGCGACGGCUGGUGCUCCGAUCCGGCUGAUCGGAGAAAUGCCGUGCUGCCAAUGGGUGCUCUCCGUGGCCAAGAGCAGCAGCAGCAACACUCCCUCAUGGCUCCACCGCCUCCACGCCAAGCAGGGCGGCCUCUCCUUCCCCGCCCACCUCCAAAUCGACGACCUCCUCUACGGCCAGCCCCAGCCGCCCCCUCCGCCUCCACCUACACCCCCGCCGCCGCCUCCCCCUCCCGCCCUCCUCCCCCCUCCUCCGCCGCCGCCCCCCGCUUCCUCCGACCGCCGCCUCGCCCUCAUCGCCCCCCAGGAUCCGCUCCCCAACCCCAAGCCGCCCCGCGACCCCGCCCGCCCAAACCCUAGCCUCAACAACACCAGCCAUCCCCCGCCUCAGCCGCCGCCGCCGCUCUCCGGCGUCAUCUCCGACCUCUUCGCCGUCCCCUCCGCCCCGCGAUCCGGCCGCCCGCCCAAGCCCUUCCGCAAGCAGUCCCGCCCCCGCCCCAAGGACAAAUCUGCCACCAAGGACGACAAGGCCAAGGCCAUGGCCAGGAAGCGCCGCCGGGCCGACAGGGGCGGCGCCGGCGUCGUCGACGGGGAGCGGCGCUCCAAGACGGACGUCACCGUCAUCGACACCAGCACCCAGGGCUGGAAGGCCGCCAAGCUGCUCAUCCGCAGGGGCACCGCCUGGAGGGUCCGCGACAGGAAGUACUCCGAGAUCUCCGAGACUGAGGAGGUCAACAAGGGCAAGAGGAGGGCUGGACUCGUCGCCAAAGUGCUCAGGGAUAGGGAGAGGGAGAAAGAGGCCGCCUUGCCGGGAAACAUCCAUGCUGGUAGUGGGUAUCUGUCAAUGGUACCAGGUGAUGAUGCCAUACAAACAGUGAAACGACCAAGAAGCUCCGAACCAGUACUGGGAAGCCAAAGUGCACCUAUUCUUAUGUUACCAAGUUCAAGUACCAUUAGCCAGCCCUGAAGGAGGCUUUAAAAACAGAAAUGAAGGCAUGAAGCCAGGAACAACAUAGCAACAAUGUUCUCGUUACUUUGGAUUAACAGAUUCAGCAAACUCAUUAAGUUUGAGCUAUCCUCUUCAUCUGUUGAUGUCUUCAUUGGUCUCUAUAAAAUUUUAUGAUUCCUAUAUAUUCAUGGCAUCUGAAGCAGGAACCUGCAAUAAUUUCAUGCUCGAAGGUCAACUUUUCCAACGUCGUAUAAGUGCUGGUGUUAGCUAAUGUUGCAUUAGGUAUUGGUUUGGCCCAUUUAAUGUGUGGUGUAGAUGAUGUUUAUACUGGUAGCUCGAUUAUCAUUGACUUACUGUACAACUUCAGUUGCUAUUGUCUGCAAAUUGUUGCAUGUACGGUAUAAUGAUGACUGGAAAAAAGUUUGUCGCUGUUGGUUUGAGUUUAUCGUCCAUUUCAUGGGAUAUCUUGCAGUAGUGAUGUUUGCUCCCCAGAAAGAUGUCAUUCCCUUCCUUAAUUAUUGAUGUCCAUAAAGGCGCAUUCAGAAACCCUUCUGCAUUGCAAAUGUGACAUCAAUUGCUGUGUUUUAUGGAAGGCUAGGUAAGUUUUGUUGGGAAAAAGCUUAGGUAUGUUGGUUGUGAACAAGGGAUCGAAUAUGAGGUCAAAGGAAUCCUAUAUACUCCCUCCGUCUAUUAAUAGAUGUCGGAAGAUUCGUCUAAAUUUAGAUGUAUCUAUGUACUAAAAGAUGUCUAGAUACAUUUGAAUUUAGACAAACUUUUGACACCUAAAAAUGGACAGAGGUAGUAUUACUCAUAUUCAACUUAAUGCCUUUUUUUCAAAAAAGAAAACUUAAUGUCUUCUUUUUUCUAUUGAUAGCUUUGUUCGAAAUGUACAUAGACUACUUGUCUUUUCACUUCAUGCUGCUUUGUUUUAGAAAAAAGGUCUAACCAUUUUAUCAAUCUUGCCAUGCAUUAUUUUAAGAUGUUAUUAUAUGCUAUUUUGAUUAUUUUAGCUUGUGUUGUAACUAUGGAAGGCAUCUUCAAACAUAAGUCCUCUCAAUUUGGCUAGGCUAAGUCUUUUAUGUCAAAUAGUGGAAAUUGGCAGAAAAGGAUUAGGAAAUUCAACCAAUCUAUUAACAAUAGAAACUUUAAUACAUAUAUUUAGUUCUUCACUCAAACAUUAGGCCCACAUCGUUCAAAUGACAAGACCAGAUAGAUAGGUACGUCUUAUUUAUUAGCAGAAAUGGCAAGCAGGGCAGGACACCAUCAGCUCUCAAUGGCAACACCAGGUGCCACAACCUUGAUCAUCCUCGGCUUCUUGGUUGUUCCUGCAGCAAUGGUAGCCCGGACAUGCUCUUGUUCAUAGGCUGAGAGGUGGACUCCGAACGCUGCUCUCCCUGAGGGAUCCAGGUUCCCUGACCACUGAGCAUCCCACUCUACCGCCUUCGCCGUGCUGCAUGCGAUGCUUGGUCCCCCUGGCACUGUCAGGAUCGCCGAGUUCUGG
This is a messenger RNA of Lolium perenne, 2494 nucleotides long. RefSeq lists its product as uncharacterized. NCBI's taxonomy places the organism in Eukaryota, Viridiplantae, Streptophyta, Magnoliopsida, Poales, Poaceae. The record is from RefSeq and is a predicted model, not a curated record.